AUGCCCUUCCUACCUCCCGCAAGAUCAGAUCUCACACCGGUCCUGAAAGAUUUAUUGGAAAAAAAAGACCUUGAACUAGUCCUAAUGGAUCUCCUAAACAGCCUAACUAGACGCCACGAGCUCACCUGCGUCGCAAUAAUAUGCGAUCCAAUUUAUUUGAACGUGUUUGAAGGCGCGCUGUUCAAAAAGACGAUGUCUGUGCCAUUCGUAAUGAUAGUGGUAGAAGAACACGAGGACCUAUUAUCACCAAAUUUUAACACUCUGGAGUCUUUAAGAGAAGCUAGAAGAGAUGGUUGCAAUAUGUAUGUUGUCUUCUUGGCGAAUGGACUUCAAGUUAGCAGGUUGCUGAAAUUUGGAGACAGACACCGAAUAUUGGAUACCAGAGCAAAAUACAUAAUUCUCCACGACUUUAGACUCUUUCAUAGCGAGCUUCAUUACCUCUGGAAACGUAUAGUCAACGUAAUUUUCGUUCGCCACUAUAAGAAAAUCCUUGGCAACAUUAAGAGCAGAGCUUGGUUCGAUUUAACCACGGUACCUUUCCCUAACCCUAUUCGAGGUGUCUUGGUGCCACGAAGAGUUGAUAUUUGGAAGAACGGGAAGUUUCACUAUAAUAGAGUCCUCUUUGCCGAUAAAACAAGGAAUUUGAAUGGAGAAAUCUUGAAUGUUGUGUAUUUGGAUCACGUGCCUUCGGUUGUUAUUUUGAAGAGUAAUGAGAGUGGUAAGAUUGGUGGUGUUGAAAUUGAGAUCCUCAACACUUUAGCUGGCAAAAUGAACUACAACGCCAAGCUAUACCAGCCAGUAAACAUUGAGCUCUACAAAUGGGGUCAUAUGCAAAGCAACGGCUCCUUCUCAGGGCUUCUUGGUGAAAUGGUCAACGGUAAAGCAGAUGUGGCCCUUGGCAAUCUGCAGUACACGCCUUAUCACUUGGAUUUAAUGGACUUGAGCAUACCUUAUACGUCGCAAUGCUGGACUUUCUUGACUCCAGAGGCACUGACUGAUAAUUCUUGGAAAACCUUGAUCCUACCUUUUAAACUCUACAUGUGGGUAGCCGUGCUUUUGGUACUGCUAAUAACAGGGUCAAUAUUUUACGGCCUAGCAAAGUUCUACAUGAAUCUUCUAGAUUUGAAGGAUAAGGAUCGCAGAAGCACUCCUGGUUUCAACGAAAAAGGAGAUGAUACUGACUCAAAACCUGGGUUGUACCUGUUUGGCGAAAUAAUUAACAGCAUUCUUUACACGUAUGGAAUGUUACUCGUCGUCUCUUUACCCAAGUUGCCUACUGGCUGGUCUAUAAGACUGCUCACUGGGUGGUACUGGCUAUACUGUAUUCUGCUUGUCGUGUCGUAUAGAGCUAGUAUGACUGCGAUAUUGGCGAAUCCAGCGCCGAGGGUCACUAUUGAUACUUUGAGGGAACUGGUUGAUAGCAAGGUAACCUGUGGAGCCUGGGGCAUAGAAACGAAGAAAUUCUUCGAAGAUUCCCACGACGACAUUGGCCAGAAAAUUGGCCAGAGAUUCGAAACAAUCGAUGAUCCUAUGGACGCCGCAAACAAAGUCGCACGAGGAACUUACGCGUAUUACGACAACGCAGAUUUCCUAAAAUACAUAAGCGUUAAGAGAAAAAAUACCUCCAUGCCUAUGGAAGAGUUCGAAAAUUCCACAAUGAACGGUACAGAAACAAUCGAAGUUACGAAUACAGAAAGAAACUUGCAUAUUAUGACGGACUGCGUUGUCAAUAUACCAAUAUCGAUUGGGUUUCACAAGAACUCCCCUUUAAAACCAUUAGCUGAUAUUUAUUUGAGGCGGAUUGUCGAAGUUGGUUUGGUGGAGAAAUGGUUAAACGAUGCCAUGUACUCCAUACGAACUCUGAACACGGUAGACGACGAAAUAAAAGCUCUAAUGAACUUGAAAAAGUUGUACGGGGCUUUUGUGGCAUUAGGUAUAGGUUAUCUUGUAAGUUCUAUAGUGCUUAUUGCAGAAUUAAUUCACUGGCACUUGAUCGUGAAAAGGGAUCCAAAUUUUGAUAAGUAUGCAUUAGAUUUGUACUAUAUGAGUAAGACAAAAAAACAGUAA
Molecule: messenger RNA, 2067 nt
Organism: Hyposmocoma kahamanoa
Lineage: Eukaryota; Metazoa; Arthropoda; Insecta; Lepidoptera; Cosmopterigidae
Gene: Ir68a
Product: glutamate [NMDA] receptor subunit 1
Exons: 8
Coding region: 1-2067 (688 amino acids)
Cellular component (GO): membrane
Molecular function (GO): glutamate-gated receptor activity
Source: RefSeq, a predicted model, not a curated record